Molecule: messenger RNA, 1434 nt
Organism: Carassius gibelio (silver crucian carp)
Lineage: Eukaryota; Metazoa; Chordata; Actinopteri; Cypriniformes; Cyprinidae
Product: heterogeneous nuclear ribonucleoprotein A0
Exons: 1
Coding region: 76-963 (295 amino acids)
Molecular function (GO): RNA binding
Source: RefSeq, a predicted model, not a curated record
CGCGCAGAAAAGGAAACGCAUUGACUUCUUUCUUCCGCUCCGCGUGUUCUCAGCCAGUACGUCCAUUGUAAGAAAAUGACUAACCAGCUCUGUAAACUGUUUGUUGGCGGCCUGAACGUCCAAACAACCGACGAAGGCUUGCGGGCACAUUUUGAACAGUAUGGACAGCUGACCGACUGCGUAGUGGUGAUGAACCAGCAGCUGCAGCGUUCCCGGUGCUUCGGCUUUGUAACGUACUCGAGCGUCGAGGAAGCGGACGCCGCCAUGGCAGCUAGGCCUCAUGUCGUUGACGGCAACAACGUGGAUCUGAAGCGAGCGGUGGCCCGGGAAGACGCCGGUAGACCGGAGGCACUAGCCAAGGUCAAGAAAAUAUUUGUCGGGGGACUGAAAGACGACAUCGAGGACGAACACCUCCAAGAGUAUUUCUCCCAGUUCGGUGCCAUCGAGAAGGCUCAGGUCAUCACCGACAAAGACACCGGGAAAAAGCGAGGUUUCGGUUUUGUUUACUUUGAAGAUAACGACUCAGCCGAUAAAGCCGUCGUAAUGAAGUUCCACGUGAUCAGCGGACAUAAGGUGGAGGUGAAGAAGGCUCUCACCAAACAGGAGAUGCAAGGUGCCGGAGGACGCGGCGGCAGGGGAGGCCGAGGAAUGGGCCGGGGAAGCGGCUACGGCGGCGGAAGAGGCGGUUACUAUAGCGACUACAGCUAUCAGAACGGCGGCUACGGUAACGAUGGCAACUACGAAAGCCAAAGUAGCUACGGAGGAGGCUAUAGCGACCAGAUGGGCAGCGGAUACGGCACCGGGAAUGGCUACAGUGACUUCGGCGAGGGUUAUGGACAGCAACCUUCAGGUUACGGCGCUGUGAAAACCGGCUACUAUGCCGGCAGGAGCAGUGCGCCCUACCCACGCGGAGGCGGCGGCGGUGGUGGUGGAUAUGGAAGAGGCGGCUAUGGUGGAUAUUAGAAGCACAGAUGUGACUCUUUAAGCUGUACUUCUAUUUGAAUUUUUUUUUUCUUUUUUUACGCAAACUACUUGGACUCUGGACUUUUAAAACUAAUUGUUUGGUAUUGGGUAUAAAUGAGAAAUGUUCUGUGCCAUUACCAGUACCAGCAGACACGCAUUGCGUUUUCUUUGUUUAGGUUGAAGUGGUCAUGUUUAACGCAAGUCAAGCCUGGUUAAAAACCCUGUAGGCUUCUGUAUGAUCUGUUUUCGGUUUAUUGCCUGUCCAUCGUUUGAGAUGAAACUCAGGGGUAAUGAAAUUUAAGCAGCUCAUUGUUUCACUUCAUGGCUGCCUUUUUUGUUUUAAAAUGCAACUUAAUUUGUUUUAAUGGUACUACACCGUUCCUAUUAUAAAACUAUUUUAAGUAAUAUUUAAUUUGAUCCAACAGUGGCCAUUGAGAGCAUUUUAACCAUUAAACAACCUCUUUUCAUAAA